Molecule: messenger RNA, 997 nt
Organism: Nicotiana tabacum (common tobacco)
Lineage: Eukaryota; Viridiplantae; Streptophyta; Magnoliopsida; Solanales; Solanaceae
Product: guanosine deaminase-like
Biological process (GO): purine nucleoside catabolic process
Molecular function (GO): guanosine deaminase activity; zinc ion binding
Source: RefSeq, a predicted model, not a curated record
UCUUUCUCUCUCUCUAAAUCUCUCUUUCUCUUUUUUCUUACGUACACAGUGAGUUAUAUUAUAAGUAGAAAAAAAUACGUGGUUCAUUUUUGACUUUGCCUACUUUCCACGUUUAUUUCCUAUCUCUAUAUCUAUAUAUUUCUCUCCCUCUUCCCUUCCCCCAAACUAACUCAAUCUUUUCUUUUCCAUCAGUAACCCAUUUUGCCCAAAUUUCUUUUCUUUGCAUCUAAGGUUCAAUUUCAUCAUGGAAGAAGCUAAUGUUGUUGAAGCGAAGGAUGGAACUAUCUCGGUAGCAUCUGCAUUUGCUGGUCACCAAGAAGCUGUACAGGAUAGAGACCACAAAUUCUUGACACAAGCAGUCGAAGAAGCUUACAAGGGUGUAGAAUGUGGACAUGGAGGCCCUUUUGGUGCUGUCGUUGUUCGCAAUGAUGAAGUAGUUGUUAGCUGCCACAACAUGGUUUUGCAGUAUACUGACCCUACAGCUCAUGCAGAAGUUACGGCAGUAAGAGAGGCAUGUAAAAAACUCAAUCGAUUUGAGCUCUCAGAUUGUGAGAUAUAUGCUUCUUGUGAGCCCUGUCCGAUGUGCUUUGGUGCUAUCCAUCUAUCACGUAUUAAGAGGUUGGUAUAUGGAGCCAAAGCUGAAGCUGCAAUUGCUAUUGGGUUUGAUGAUUUCAUUGCGGAUGCUCUUAGAGGUACUGGAUUUUAUCAGAAGGCUCAGUUAGAGAUCAAGAAGGCUGAUGGUAAGGGAGCCCUUAUAGCGGAGCAAGUAUUCGAGAAGACCAAAGAAAAGUUUACCAUCUAUUGAGAGAGGACGUAAAACGUAAGGGAAGAAGACUACAGUCAUCUGAUUUCAUUACUGAUCCUGAUGUUGAUAAACUAAUUAUGCUUUCUCUGAAUAAUAUUUCUAAGACGCUCAUUUUCUCAAAUUGUAUGUAUCUGUUGAACUUAACAUGUGGAUACCAGUCAGCUCGACAAGCCUCUUUCUUUUUCCCUUUUC